AUGGAUGAAGAGCUGAACGAGACGAACAUGACGGUCAGCGGCGUGGGUGGAGGCGAUCCUAUUAGUGCUAAAGGGGUGGCUUCCAUGGAGUUGACCGUGGGGAGCAAGACAUUAGCAACAGUCUUCGAGGUGCAAGCCGCCCGCGGCGCACGGCGGCCGGGCCGCACGCCAGGCGCGAAGGCCGUUGCCCUGCCCGGAGGCCUUUGCCCCGCGCCUGAGGGCAGCCGCCCGCGGCGCACGGCGGCCGGUCCGCACGCCGGGCGCGGAGGCCGGUGCCCCGGCACUGAGGGCAGCCGCCCGCAGCGCACGGCGGCCCUGGAAGCCAGGGCAGCGCGGGAGCUUCGUGUUCGGGAGCGGGCCGGCGCCGCCGCAUCGUCGACCAUCGCCGAGUGGGGUCUCGUCUGCGGCGAGCGCGACAGGAUCAUUCCGGAAGGUCGUGUCCUGGCCUUCCCGACAAUCUGCUGCGUUCCGAGGCCCUCGCCGUCGGCCGCACGCUCGCCAUUGCCCACGGACCCGCACGCCCCGUCGCCGGACUCCCGCUACCGUGCCAAAUCCCCUACUCGCACGUCAGGCUUGGUUUGCACUGAGCUUGAGUCUGCCGGCGUGCGCCGCGCGUUGGAGCCCGGACGCCGUGCGCCUCGCCCGCGCAGGCCUCAGGGGCGAGGCAAACGGCCUCCGCGCGGCGUGCGCCCGGCCACCGUGCGCCGUCAAACGGGCUCCGCGCCCGGCGUGUGGCCCGGCCACCGUGCGCCGCCGCCGGCGAGCUGGGGGAUUCGCCGAGGACGCGCGGCACGAGCGCCGGAAGGGGCUACGCGGCCAGCAUGCGGCGCGACCUGCGUGGCUGGGGGAUUCGCCGAGAACAAUUGCAACGAAGAAGAAGAAAUGACGUGGCAAACCUACUGCAGCGCCUCUUGCAUCCGAGCUGGAGGCCUUGAGCCUUAUGAUUCCAUGCAGAUCCUUGCCCUACGUGCUGUUCCCAGAUCUUUGAUCCACAGAGAAAAGGACAGAAACAUUACAUCGAGGAUCUAUGCGACCAAGAGACUUCUAAGAAACCACAUAUCUGCUGCAGAAGCUGUCGCUGGAUUCGCAGCCCAAGGCGGCGGAUGCAACAGAGCCUGCCCGUACCAAGAAGCAGGGUGCUGCAGCUAGCCAGCCACUGAGCGUGUCGAUCCUGCCGGAGCGAUCCAUUACGCCAGUGCUUCAAGACUUUAUGGAUCCCAACCUGUUCUAUUGCCACUUUGCCAGUGUAUUAAUAUGGAGGCUACGAUGGUUCCAUGAGCGAGUGGGAUGAUUAUCCUAGAUAUCUAAAUCCAGAUGGAGUGAAGAUUGCCCCAGUGGUAGCUGUACUAUCGACUCUAUUGUUGGACAUGUAGUAAGCAGAAAUCUAUUCACCCUCCAUUUCAGUGCUGGAAGAAGAGGGGAGGGGAGGUGCCGGUGGGAAGGGGGAAGAAGGCGUGGUUGCAAAGGGAGAGGAGAGGAAUGAUCACUUGCAAACAAAAACCAGUGCAACGACAUGAAUGCAAUAUACGUAGAACCAUUUUAUUUAAUUCAGAGAGACAAUAUUUGUUUUUUCUAUAUGUACUGUUGAUAGAAUGUUAAAAUUAGAGAAAAUCGUUGGUUUUAAAAUUAUGAUCACUUGUUUUAUUUAAUUCAGAAAGAAAUUCAUUCAUAAACAAAAUUUUAAAUUAUAAGAAAAUAAUUGGUUUUUAAAAUUUUAAA
Panicum virgatum (switchgrass) is the source of this 1719-nucleotide messenger RNA. RefSeq names its product translation initiation factor IF-2-like. The transcript has 11 exons. The coding region runs from base 1 to 1149 and encodes 382 amino acids. The record is from RefSeq and is a predicted model, not a curated record. Lineage: Eukaryota; Viridiplantae; Streptophyta; Magnoliopsida; Poales; Poaceae.